This is a messenger RNA of Wasmannia auropunctata (little fire ant), 1769 nucleotides long. It is a transcript of the gene Lop2, whose product is annotated as rhodopsin-like. Gene Ontology annotation, molecular function: G protein-coupled receptor activity. Gene Ontology annotation, biological process: phototransduction; G protein-coupled receptor signaling pathway; visual perception. The record is from RefSeq and is a predicted model, not a curated record. The transcript is spliced from 9 exons. Lineage: Eukaryota; Metazoa; Arthropoda; Insecta; Hymenoptera; Formicidae. Gene Ontology annotation, cellular component: membrane. The coding region runs from base 184 to 1389 and encodes 401 amino acids.
GAAAACUGCGCUCUUCUUGCACUCGUACUGUGGACACGUCACAGUUACCACCACAGGCUAUUCCUCGUCGCUAUUGAUGUUUUACAAACUAGAGUCAUUUUCAGUUGCCUCGAAUUCAAGACCUAGAUUCUAGAUCCAGCAGGAGCAAUUAUACUGCUUGAAACAUUUCAAUAUCAAAAAACAAUGGAAUACCAUUAUCCAUUGAGUGAAAAUCUGACCACUGUCUUUGAGAACCAAAAGUAUCAGGGGUUCCCUGGGGACUACGCCAAGACGUUUGCUGAUGUGCUAACGAUCGGACCGCGAGCUAUGCGACAAAUAUCUUUCAACAAUCACACCGUAGUGGAUAAAGUACCUCCGGAUAUGGUGCAUUUAAUCGAUCCGCAUUGGUAUCAGUUUCCACCGAUGGAUCCAAUGUGGCAUAAAAUUCUGGGCCUUGUGAUGAUUAUAUUAGGGCUUAUGGGAUGGAUCGGUAAUGGUGUUGUGGUAUAUGUGUUCCUGCUGACGCCCUCCCUCAGAACACCGAGCAAUCUUCUAGUGGUAAAUUUGGCAUUUUCGGACUUUAUCAUGAUGAUAAUCAUGUCGCCUCCUAUGGUGAUCAACUGCUACUACGAGACCUGGGUAUUAGGACCGCUAAUGUGCGACAUAUAUGCCAUGGUUGGCUCCUUAUGUGGAUGCGCUUCAAUAUGGACCAUGAGUGCUAUUGCUUUCGACCGAUACAAUGUUAUAGUGAAGGGUAUGGCGGGAAAGCCACUCACCAUCAAGAAAGCGCUACUCGAAAUUUUAAUAAUCUGGCUUUUCGCUUCAGUAUGGACAAUUUUACCCAUGGUGGGAUGGAACAGAUAUGUGCCAGAAGGUAAUAUGACCUCUUGUGGUACCGAUUACCUUACCAAGGAUUGGGUUUCGAAAUCAUAUAUCUUGGUGUACUCGAUAUUUGUAUAUUACACACCGCUGCUUACUAUAAUUUACAGCUAUUACUUUAUCGUUUCGACAGUGGCUGCUCAUGAAAGAGGAAUGAGAGAACAAGCGAAGAAAAUGAAUGUUCAAUCUUUGCGAACUGGAGAUAAUCAAAACAUAAGCGCGGAAGCAAAACUGGCAAAGGUAGCUCUAAUGACCAUUUCUUUAUGGUUUAUGGCAUGGACGCCGUAUCUGGUUAUCAAUUACACCGGUAUUUUCGGUGGUGCUAAUAUUAGUCCUCUUUUCACCAUUUGGGGAUCUCUCUUUGCAAAGGCAAACGCUAUAUAUAAUCCAAUUGUUUAUGGAAUUAGUCAUCCAAAAUAUAGAGCAGCGCUAAAGGAAAAGUUACCGUGUUGUGUAUGUGGCUCAACUGAAAAUCCAUCUACGGCUGCGAAAACUGCAGAAACAUCGUCCAUUGCUACGACCGCAGCGUAAUUCCGAACAAUGUAUUUAUAAUUUCUAAAUUUUGUGAUACAAUUAAGAUAUGUUUCUCGAGGAAAUCGACAAAUAAUAUUAGAUAUACACGAAUAUAAAUUAUCUAUGUAAAACAUGUGAACGUGUGAACUUGUAAAACUUCAAUAAUUGCGGAUUGCCGAUUAUGCAAAAAGCUACAUACGGAACUUUGAGUAGACUACUCAACUCUAUGAUAUGCUGUGUACAUGGCUAAAUUCUCAUUUGGUUUUAAAUCUCUUCUAUUCUUUACUUUUAUGCAGAUGUUAAAUAUUGCCUUUGCAGAGAUGAAUGAUAGGAGACACUUAGUGUCAAUUGUAGUAGGUUGAAGGAUAUUAUUCAAUAAAUCAUUUGGCAUGUAAUGA